Molecule: messenger RNA, 3328 nt
Organism: Paramormyrops kingsleyae
Lineage: Eukaryota; Metazoa; Chordata; Actinopteri; Osteoglossiformes; Mormyridae
Gene: pld7
Product: phospholipase D family, member 7
Molecular function (GO): catalytic activity
Source: RefSeq, a predicted model, not a curated record
UGACGUAUGCAUAGUCACCCCCCCCUACCGCGAAACCGCCAAUUGUCGCUCGGAAGACCGAAAGGCGCCAGGUUCAAUUGUCCGUAUUUUAUUUUUGCUUUGUUUCUUUGUAUAGUUUGCAUUUCAAACAUCAACAAUAUAAAACGAUGGGUCGCAGACAGUCGCUGCAGACGGAGACGCCGCGCAGGUCCGCCCGCCUGAUGAGCGCCGCGGCGGCGGAGGAGAACUCAGAGAGGGUGGGAGGAGAGCAGCUCCGACACGGGAUUAGAGCUGCGGAGUCCGGAGCCUAUGAUCCCAUCCCAGAGACUGCUGACGAGACCGGUGCUAGGGCGCCGAUGGACUCCCGCCUGGGCACAAUAAGUUCUGACUGUAGUGUAGUCUUGAACAGGCUGAAGUUGGAAGAUGACCAGAGCGAUGGGGAGAAUGAGAGAAAAGAGGAUGGAGAAAAGGAGGAGCUUCGGAGAUCUGCGAAGUCUUCCACCUCAAGGAUCCCCACCUUCCAAAGCUCGACGUCACGGCGUCGUACCACCGGCCAACCAGCUGACGCAUCUAGCCAGGUUUUAGCCAGGGGAGAUGUCUUCAGCCUGCCGGUCCAUCCCCGGGGGAAAGGAAGUGGUGGGGGGGAGUCCAUUAAAGGAAAGGGGGCAGGCAGCAAGGACGCAGCUCUUGCCUUCCCCUUGACGCGUCACCCCAUUGGUGACCCAGUGAUCUCCAAUCCUAGUAGCCAGAGAAUAGGUGAAUUACUGCCUCAUUCUGGUCAUGAAGAACCGUUUAGCAGUCCCCUUGAAGCACCCCUCCCUAGCCACAAAGCAAACGUCUCCACCGGUCGCAAGUCUCCAACCCUCCCCAGCAGCAGCGGCAGCCACUUCCAGCAGCCUGGGCCGCCUGUCCUCACCCCCCGUCCGGCCUUAAGGGCAGAAUUGGCCUCCAGAGAUCCAGAACUGCCAACUGACCAGCAUCAGGAGCUCUCAGGUCAGAUGGAAGCCAAGGUCGGGGGUUUGCCCUCUGACCAAAAUGAAGUAGAAGAGCUGGAAGAGUCCCAGGUUCAAGCAGAGAUCGUGUCUGACUCUGGUGAAGAGUUGCGAGAGGAGGAGCAAUCCGUGGAUGAAGAUGGAGGUCAGGGUGAAAUCAAGUGCAGGCCUAAUUUUAGGCCGGGUUUCUCAAAAAAAGAAGCUGAAUCUUGUGAGGAUUCUCAGGUCAUGGGGAACCGUGCUGAGAACGUGCCAGUUAAAGGAAAGGGGCUCGGUGCCAGGCUGCAGGGCACUGGGGAAGGAGUGCAGCUUCCCAAAUCCAGAGGAGAUGCGGGCACUACGGAAGGCACAAAGAAAAAACAAGCGUCGCCAAGGAGCACCGUGGAAGCGUCGGCUGUCCGGCCCCCAGGCUCGGGGGGAGCCAAAUCCCGGCCGUCGUCCAGGAAAUGUGGUCCCUGCCUCUGCUUGACCCUGCCAAUGCUCCUUCUACUGUGUGGAUUUUCUCUUCACAUCUGGCGCUACGGAACCCCAGCUUCUGUGGCCCAGCUGCUGGUACAGGUGCAACUGGAAUGUCUGAAUAUGCUGCAGGGGUCAAGACCGCCCUGCAACAGCGACUGCAGCUUCUCCCUGGUGGAGAGUAUCCCCGAGGGCAUGGAGCUGGGCACCCCGGUGCUGCCCCCUAUCUCUCAGGCCUGGUUGGAUCUGCUGAGCGGGGCCAACGAGACAGUCAGCAUCGCAGCCUUCUACUUCACCCUCAGGGCCUCCGACGUGGGGAUGGAGGAGCCCAGUGCUCACCAGGGGGAGGAGGUCUUUCAGAAGCUCGUACAACUGCAGUCGAGGGGUGUUAAACUCCAGAUUGCCGUCAAUAGCCCGCAGGCCAAUCCUCAGGACACAGACGACUUUGCCAGAUCAGGUGCAGAAGUGCAUGCUGUGGACCUGCAUUCUGCCACCGGUGGCAUCGUCCACACCAAGCUGUGGGCUGUGGAUGGAAAGCACUUGUACGUGGGCAGUGCCAACAUGGACUGGCGUUCCCUCACACAGGUCAAAGAGCUUGCGGCCGUGGUACAGAACUGCAGCUGUCUCGCGGAGGAUGCGUCCCGCUUGUUUGGGGUCUACUGGUACAUCGGUGCACACGGAGGAGCCCCUUUGCCUCCUUACUGGCCCUCCCAGUACUCUGCCCUCACGAGCGCGCAGCGCCCCCUGCUGGUCAAGCUGAACGGCGUCCCCGCCCAUGUGUACCUCUCUAGUGCCCCCCCACCUCUUGCAGCCUACGGGCGCACGGACGACCUCUCUGCCAUCCUGUCAGUCAUCGCCGACGCUCAGGAAUUCGUCUACAUCUCCGUUAUGGAUUACCUUCCCUUUACAGAAUUCACGCAGCCUGCAAGAUUCUGGCCGGCCAUAGACUCGGCCUUGCGAGACGUCGCCUGCAGCAGAAGGGUGCAGGUCAGGCUGCUGGUGAGCUGUUGGUCCCACUCCCACGGCGAUAUGUUCGUCUUCCUGGAGUCCCUGGCCGUCCUGCACCAGCAUCCGCUGGGCUGCCCCAUCCAAGUGAAAGUGAUCGAGGUCCCUUCCACUCCUGCGCAGUCCCUCAUCCCCUUCGCCAGAGUCAACCACGCCAAGUACAUGGUGACAGACAGAGUCGCUUACAUUGGAACCUCCAAUUGGUCAGAGAAUUACUUCUCGCAUACCGCUGGUGUGGGCUUGGUGGUGAAUCAGACUGGUUUCCAGGCGGGUCCCAGUCAGCAGACUGUGCCAAGCCAGCUUGAGGAGGUUUUUAUGAGAGACUGGACAUACAGCUCUUCUCAUCCUCUCUCACAUGAGCAUGUAAAACGCUGCGGUAAACACACAUAAUUGUAGAUGUCUUUGCUCUCUCACAGCUUGUGCUGGCAGUUCUGUACCUAACUGUAUAUGUUGAUAGUUCAGAGAGUGUCUCUGAUUUAUAUAUAUAUAUAUAAUGCCAAAAAACAUUUUAUUCCAUUGCUUGUUUUUACAGAAGCAACUUUGUCUUUAUCCAUUUAUACUGCUGUAUAUAUUUUUCUAGAGUGGAUCUGGUUUAAAUACCUUGCUCAGGUGUAUGUCAACAGGGAUUAAAAUUGGACUUAAACUUAUGAAUUGUGUCCAUAAGCACCACACUUCCUGCUGCCCAAUGUGUAUUUUGCAUAGUUGCUGUCGAAUGAAAUAGCAUUUUUUUUUUUUGCAGUGCUUGUGCGGAACAUUUUAUUAUUUUAUUUUUUUAAAGCUCUUUAUGUGCGUCAAACAAUCACACAUGAUGUGCAGGAUUACCCUCACUAUAAGGUUCUGUGGAAAUUAAUGUCAGGCUUUGUCAUGUUUAAAGAUUAAACAACUUUUAAAACAUU